Molecule: messenger RNA, 192 nt
Organism: Penicillium argentinense
Lineage: Eukaryota; Fungi; Ascomycota; Eurotiomycetes; Eurotiales; Aspergillaceae
Exons: 1
Coding region: 1-192 (63 amino acids)
Source: RefSeq, a predicted model, not a curated record
AUGGUCGCAUUCCGAGGUAUCCCUUCCAACCCGAAAGGGUUCCUCCUGCCCGGUGCCGGCGACAUCUCCGCACCGUUGCACGUUGAAUCACGUCGUGGUUCGCAGGUGGCGCCUCAAAAUUUCGAAGAGGGGGGUGGUGAUAUUCCUUCUUCAUUGGAUGCGACUCAGUCUCGAAGACGGGCGCGGGAGUAA